CGGUGGCCAUACCAUUUUUGUGCCUCGACCUAUAUAUAAGACAUUUUCUUCUUUCUCUCAACGAUUAGGUGCUAGGGUUUCGAUUAGAGAGCAUUGAAGCAGAAGACGAAAAUGGUGAAGAGCCGCCAAGGAGAGAAUGUGAGACUGUACGUUCGAGGAACGAUUCUCGGAUACAAGAGGUCAAAGUCGAACCAGUAUCCAAGCACGUCAUUAAUACAGGUAGAGGGAGUGAACACAAAGGAAGAGGUGGCAUGGUAUACUGGAAAGAGGAUGGCGUAUGUAUACAAGGCUAAGGUGAAGAAGAACGGUUCUCAUUAUCGUUGUAUUUGGGGAAAAGUAACAAGGCCUCAUGGUAAUAGUGGUGUUGUUCGUGCUAAAUUUAAGUCUAAUCUUCCUCCUAGAUCUAUGGGUGACAAGGUUAGAGUCUUCAUGUACCCCAGCAACAUUUAAGUGCUACAGUUUUUUUAUUGGACCUUGGACGUAAGGUGGAGUUGGAUUUGCUGCAAAUUUUGAGUUUUUAGGUUUUGUACUCGAGCAAUACUGGCAAAGUUGUUUUAGAUUUUUGUUUGGUUUGAAUUUAUUUGGAUAUUAAAACAUCUGUGUACGGUCAUGGUUAUCUCCAAAUUGAGAUCUGAAACAUUCAAAUUGCAAAUGCUUAGGAUAUUACCUCUUAUGAAUGAGGAUGUGAUUCUUGAUCA
Molecule: messenger RNA, 698 nt
Organism: Ricinus communis (castor bean)
Lineage: Eukaryota; Viridiplantae; Streptophyta; Magnoliopsida; Malpighiales; Euphorbiaceae
Product: 60S ribosomal protein L35a-1
Exons: 4
Coding region: 112-450 (112 amino acids)
Biological process (GO): cytoplasmic translation; ribosomal large subunit biogenesis
Cellular component (GO): cytosolic large ribosomal subunit; ribosome
Molecular function (GO): structural constituent of ribosome
Source: RefSeq, a predicted model, not a curated record